AUGGACGUGGAUCAAUCCCUCGACGCGCUCAUCAAAGCCGCCCCAAAAGCGACGAAGAAACCCACCACCGCUUCGAAUAAAGCGAAGAAAAAAGUCACCACGUUAAAGAAAAAAGUCCAACCGAAAAAGAAAGUCUCCUCGGUGAAAGUCUCCGUAAAAAGCGGGACGAAGAUGAUUCGCAAAAACACCGGCGGGAGAGGGAAACCGAUCGGAGGGCGAGCGGUCGGCAUGGCGAUCGAUCAAGUCGUGAGGAAUACCGGUGGAGCACGAUCGAGAAUAAAUAAUAUUGUUUCUCCGAACGCGAAAACGAACGAAGCGCCGACGAAGUUGAUCGUCUCGAACUUGGACUUUAACGUCACGGAGAAGGAUAUCAAGAGCGUUUGGAAAAACUUGCUCUUCUUCGCAUUCUCUUCUCUCUCAGUUUGUGUAUACACUCGUGCUCGUUUGAAUGUCAUCGCACAUGCAACGAAAGUAAAUCGUGGGAUUAAAAAGAAACGCGGGUCGUGUGGCAAAGUAAACUCUCUCUCUGUCUUCUUGGGUUGUGUAUUAGUAGUACGCGCUCUCGGUGACUGCUCUCUCUUUUUGAGAAAAAAUCCUGCGAAAGCGCCGCCGACCAAAAAAAUAGAGAUUUGCAGGAAUACAUUCUUCCGAAGAGUAACGCAAACUCACACACAAACAUAUACACAAACAAUGACAUGCAAACAAUCUUUCUCAGACCGUGUUAUUGCUGUGAAGUAA
This is a messenger RNA of Bathycoccus prasinos, 738 nucleotides long. RefSeq lists its product with no specific name. Bases 1 to 738 code for a protein of 245 amino acids. The transcript has 2 exons. The record is from RefSeq and is a predicted model, not a curated record. Lineage: Eukaryota; Viridiplantae; Chlorophyta; Mamiellophyceae; Mamiellales; Bathycoccaceae.